Bemisia tabaci is the source of this 2659-nucleotide messenger RNA. The record is from RefSeq and is a predicted model, not a curated record. Lineage: Eukaryota; Metazoa; Arthropoda; Insecta; Hemiptera; Aleyrodidae.
UCAUAAACAAUCUCUCUAUUUUACAAUGAGGCAUACCAGUUUUUAUGUCCUAUUUUUUCAUUAAAUUUAGUCAGUGAAAGUAUGAAGACGAUUGCCAACGUUACCAUCUUCUAUCAAAAAUUCAGCCUUGGGCACCCAAGAGAUAUGAUCGAGGAAUUAAUAACUUUAAAAUGGCUCAAAGAAAACAAAAACCGGCGAAUCGUUGCGUCGAGCAAUUUGGUUUAGUCAUCGGCUUGUUUAGUUGUGUGCGUUGUUAAGACAGUUAUACCGAAAGCUCUGGAUAUCGAUCGGAUACUUCGUCGAUAUAAAAUCAUUCCGGACAUCAUUGAUGAAGCGCCUAAGUUCGUUAUGGACGACUGCAUAGAACUACAUUCUUGGUCUACUCACAAAAGAAACGAAUCAAUUUUACAGAACCACGAUAUUCGUCAAAGGAUCGAUAAAAUUUCAAAACUGCAAUAUUUAUCAAUGGAAGAAAAGAUAUUACGAAGUAGUAUGACACCGCUUUUGAAAGCUGUGAAGUUGAGCGGACUAUUUUCGUUAUUUUAUUUGUCCCGAAUAAGUAUUGCAAUGGCUCCCAAUGACGAAUACAAAACCAGAGAAAGUAUCAGAUCCACGUUACGAAAACAUUUCGUCAUUCCAGAUGUAUUGUCCGUGGCGCCCAAUGCUUACGCAUCUGUACAGUAUUCAACUUUCACUGUAAACAUGGGAAAUAAGGUGGAUCCGAGGUACGCGCAACAUACUCCUUCAGUUUGGUGGCCAACAGAAGAGGGUGGUUUAUACACGCUCAUGAUGGUUGACGCUGAUGUACCGAACCGAAGAAAUCCUCAGUACCGGUGUCGACAACAUUGGCUCGUGGUCAACAUACCGAGGGUAGAUAUUUAUAAUGGCAAAACGCUAACGGAGUACAUAGGUCCGAUCGCGCCAAAAAAUUCAGGCUUGCAUCGUGUUGUUUUCCUGAUGUUUAGACAAAAGGGGCCGAUAGAGCCAGAUGAACCUUUAAUAACAGUCAUAAACAGAGGCCCAAAUAUUCGAACGAGAUUCCUGCCUAGAAAUUUCUCCGCAAAAUAUUCUUUGUCGGAUCCGAUCGCGGUGAACUUUUUCCAGGUCGGAUUUCCGAUUUACCAAAACAAAGAAGAGCGCCACUCCUGGGUAAGGAAGGGGAUCACUCCACCACGCCAUUACGUGAGCGUCACCAAUCCCAUGGCUCCGCGUUCGAUACCUCCAGCUGAAAAUAUUUUCAACGCAACUGACUACACAAUUGUUGUUAACGGUGAUGCAGUCUCUGUACCUCAGACGUAAACUUACUUCAGUAGUAUUAGGCAAAUUAGAGAUCUGCAAAAGGUUAAAAACAAAUUUUAAGACUUUCUGAAAACCUGAGAAUAUUUACAAUUUAUUUUGUGCCCUUACUUAGUAGAAAUAAUAUUCACAAACACGUAUUCUGUGUCUAUCCUUUGUGUGCUAGCUGUAGUUACGAGCACUAAACUUAGAAAUUUGUACUUUGUACAUCUGAUUCUUGUUGCUGACCUUUAAGUUUCAUCCAUCAAAAUAUAAUUCUGUAAUUAUCGCAACCCAUCGAUUUCCGCGAAACUCGUUGGUUGGCUUUUAUAGUGGAUGGGAAAUAAGAGCCGUCUAUAUUUUAUCACAAAUAUAAAUUGCAAAAAGAAAGAAAAGAAAAUGCGGAACUUCCUUCUUUCAAUUUAUUGUAAUAGAUUGCCAACUAACUGUGUGUGGCUCCUGAUUAACUGAUCCAGUGUCUUGAAUAAGCAGCAAUCCCCGAUAUUCGUGGACUCAUAUUCUACCGGCGAAUUUUCAUGACACUGACAAAAUGAAGGCAUCACGCCACCUUCGGCCCUUUUUGUCAAAUAUGCGAUUCGUCGAUCAUCGAUGAUUCCUGCGCAUUUUGUGCUUUACAUUUAAUCGCACAAAAGAACCUUUAGAAACUGCAGUUUCAGAGAUAAAAUAUUUUAAGAUGCGUAUACGCUGUGAGGAGAUCUCCAUACACGGGUAAAAGAGUCCUUUGAUCUCAAACGGAGUAAUGUCAUCAAGCCGGAAUUUCAUACAUUUAAAUUGAUUUUAGUGAGCUCUGUUGAAAAAAAAAAAUCGAAUAAAUGUUCCAUCGCUACUUAAUUUUGUUAAAAAGUUGCCUCCUAGGAUUAAAAUUAGUUUCAGCUAAUGAUAAUAGGCUCCAUCAAUCUUUUUCACGGAAUGAGACUCAGAUCCAUACCUUCGUUUUGCACAUAUGGUUACAGCUUACCUCAUAAGUAGUGGUAAGGUCAUAAGUAGUGCAGACGCUCUAAUACGUGUUUGUGGAUAUUAUUUUUACUAAGUAAGGACACAAAAUAAAUUGUAAAUAUUCUCAGGUCUUAAUAAAGUCUUAAAAUUUGUUUUUACCUCUUGAGAAGACACGUCACAGUGUUAACAUUUGAGAACUUGGUAUAUUUUUUCUUUGUUUUCCAGUAAAUUUAAAUGUACAAAAUGUUACGAUAAGAUAAAAUAUAUCUACGUAGUUGCUUUACAGUAUGCACAUUGUUUCAGCAUCCUUCCAACAGUUUCAACACCUGCACUUGGCCGAUUAGAACAUCAAAGGUCAUCAAAAAUGACAGAAUUCAGUUAUCUCUUUUCAUAAUUGUUGUUUUCAAUAAAUAUCAUCCCUGUUAAA